AUGUCGCUCGCAUCCGGUGUUCAGAUCCAGGAUGACUGCAUCACUGCCUUCCAAGACUUCAGCCGGAGCCACGGCAAGACCAAGUACAUCAUUUACAAGAUCGCCGACGACAAGAAGUCGGUUGUCGUAGACUCCGUCGGCAAGGACCAGGACUACGAGGUCUUCCGCAACGAGCUCGCCGAUGCCAAGGACAGCCAGGGCCGCGCCUCCCCCCGUUACGCCGUCUACGAUGUCGAGUACGAGAUUACCGGCGAGGGCAAGCGCUCCAAGAUUAUCUUCAUCUCCUGGGUGCCUAGCGAGACCCCCACUCUCUGGUCCAUGAUCUACGCCAGCACCCGCGAGGUUCUCAAGAACGCCCUCAACGUCGUCACUUCCAUCCACGCCGAUGACAAGUCCGAUAUCGAGUGGAAGACAGUCCUGAAGGAGGCCAGCGGUGGCAAGGCAUAG
Molecule: messenger RNA, 447 nt
Organism: Penicillium expansum
Lineage: Eukaryota; Fungi; Ascomycota; Eurotiomycetes; Eurotiales; Aspergillaceae
Product: actin-binding ADF family protein
Exons: 5
Coding region: 1-447 (148 amino acids)
Biological process (GO): actin filament depolymerization; actin filament severing; cell motility
Cellular component (GO): cytoplasm; actin cortical patch; actin cytoskeleton
Molecular function (GO): actin filament binding
Source: RefSeq, a predicted model, not a curated record